Molecule: messenger RNA, 1639 nt
Organism: Paraphaeosphaeria sporulosa
Lineage: Eukaryota; Fungi; Ascomycota; Dothideomycetes; Pleosporales; Didymosphaeriaceae
Product: SGS-domain-containing protein
Exons: 1
Coding region: 174-1316 (380 amino acids)
Biological process (GO): protein stabilization
Molecular function (GO): protein-folding chaperone binding
Source: RefSeq, a predicted model, not a curated record
AUGGAACUUUCCACAAUCAUUCACUGACUCCAACCUGCGCCGCGGGUCCACCGCUCAACGGACAAAGCCUGCAUAGAGUAUCCCCUUCACCUUCACCUUUUUCCGACCAAGGACACCACGCUGUUCCCGUUGAUCAGGACCAUACCUCCGAGCUGCCGCAAAGCCACCCCACCAUGGACCAAGCAGCCCGCGGCGCAGCGGCGCUCUCUGCCAGCAAGUACGCCGAAGCGAUCGAGCACUACACCAAUGCGAUAGCACAGAACCCGGGCGCUGUCGACUACUACAUCAAGCGCUCCACGGCCUACCAGCGGUCGUCCAAGUACACCGAAGCCCUCGCAGAUGCCGAGAAGGCUGUCGUCCUCGCCCACAAACGCGCGCGUCGCGAGCUCAUCAAAGACUCACAGCUGCGACGAGGCAUAGCGCUCUACUUCCUGGGCCAGUAUGCGAACGCGAAAUUUGUAUUCGACAUUGUGAAGGGAAUGGACGACAAGGAGAAGACACUGGCCAUCUGGGAGUCCAAGAUUGCGACCAAACUGAAUGCCAUCCCCGAGGGUGACGAGCAGAGGCAUGUUACCGUUAAGUCGGUUCCUGAUGUAGACGUCGACACGGCUCCGCCGCCAACAAAGGAGAACAAACCUGCAGACACGCCCUCUGCUAGCCGCCCGCAGCUGCCACCGACGCCCACAGAGAAGCCGAAGCACGACUGGUAUCAGAACAACGAGCAAGUCACAUUCACGCUGUUGGCGAAGAACGUGCCAAAGGAUAAAGCCAAGGUGGAGAUCGAGGCAGAUUCGUUGGACAUCUCCUAUCCUCUGGCGAACGGCAACGACUUCAACUACAACCUCCUCCCCUUCUACGGAAAGGUCGACCCCGCUACGUCGUCCUACCGCAUCACACCUACCAAGAUCGAAGUCGUGCUGAAGAAGGCCGAGCCCGGUGUGAAGUGGAAGACACUCGAGGGCGAACUCGAGGUCGUGUCCGAAAAGACUGAAACAUCUGGAGGACCGGCAGUAAUCCCGGAACGCGCAAGGGUCACCGCUGAGGCUGCACCCUCAUACCCCACAUCAUCGAAGAAGGGCGCCAAGAACUGGGACAAGCUUGCCGCGGAGGAGGGUGACGAGGACGAAUACGACGGCGAUGAGACCUCUCGAUUCUUCAAAACGCUCUACAAGGGCGCCGGUGAAGACGCACAACGAGCCAUGAUGAAGAGCUACCAGGAGAGCGGCGGCACCGUUCUAAGUACUGACUGGAGCAGCGUGGGCAAUAAGUAUGUCGCACCUGAGCCUCCGGAGGGGAUGGAAGCGAAGAAGUACUGAGGGAGUUUGCUUAUACGAGGACAUUUACGAUUCACGACAAGUUGAUUUGACAUAUGCAUGGCGAUGGAGCUCAAAAGAUGGCGUAAAACGAGGCAAUCUUUAUGAUCGCAGGAUACGCGAUACAGGGACCGCGAUAGGUGAUGCAGGAACCGUCAAUAUCUGACCGAUCUUGACACGGAACACGGGAUCAUGGGCGUCUCUUUCUGGGACUUGGGGCGAGAGCUCGUAGAUACAAGCAGUGACUGACCUCUUACUCUUCACUUCCGCGCUUACGUGACUGUCUACGGCUACUUCCACCAACCAUUUGUUGAGUCCAAGCUUGG